Molecule: messenger RNA, 2193 nt
Organism: Synchiropus splendidus (mandarinfish)
Lineage: Eukaryota; Metazoa; Chordata; Actinopteri; Syngnathiformes; Callionymidae
Gene: gask1b
Product: golgi associated kinase 1B
Exons: 4
Coding region: 142-801 (219 amino acids)
Cellular component (GO): Golgi apparatus
Source: RefSeq, a predicted model, not a curated record
AGAAGACCCGGGUCUGUGCGGGCCAGUGUGGGCUCAUCGGGAGCCCCGUGGACAUCAGUGAAGUGUUCGCCUUCCACCUGGACCGAGUGCUCGAACUGAACCGGACUUCACCGGCCGUGAGUCGGAGGUUCAACCUGCUUCAUGGUGAAUGGCCGUCCGUGUCCAGUGGUGGCAUGGGAAGAGUCUCUCCGCUCGGCUGACCCUGCAGCAGGCAGGUCCACGGUCAGGGUCACAUGGGGGCAGUACCAGAGGUCUCUGAAACAGAGGUGCUGGCUGAAAAACACUGUUCCCAAAGAAGACGCCGGGUGUUCCUCGGUCCACCACCACGAGUGGAGCAAGGUGGCGCUGUUCGAUUUCAUGCUGCAGAUCCACAACCGUCUGGAUCAGAGCUGCUGUGGGUUCCGGCCGCGGCACGAGGACUCCUGCGCAGACCUGGGCCACGAGGUCGGGUGUACGAAUCAGGACCAGAUACCCCUGAGAAACAUCGUCCACAGGCGGGACGACCCUCGGCACCUGGUCUUCACACACAACAAGGCCUACUUCGACCGCAACGAAGACAACCUGGACUUCCGGCUGCUGGAGGGAAUCAAGGAACUCCCGGAGGCGGCGGUGUCGGUGCUGACCAGCCGGAAGCUGAGAGAGAAGCUGCUCCAGUCGCUGUUCCUGGAUCAGACCUACUGGGAGAGUCAAGGCGGCCGGCAGGGGAUCGAGACUCUGAUCGACGUGAUCGAGAGGCGAGCCCAGGUCCUCCUCACUUACAUCAACGCUCACGGAGUCAAAGUGGUGCCGAUGAACAACUGACCAGACUCUUCCAGCUGUUUAGGUCGAAGACAAAACUCUUUCCCACCAAGACUUGAUACAAAUGAAGGGAUCACGGGUUCAGUUUAUUGGAGGUAAUCCCUGUGGGAUUCACCCGAAGUAUGUUUCCCCUCAAUAUUUCAGAUUCACAUGAUGAUGAUUAUCCCUGACACACAGCCUUGGUCACCAGAGUGGGAGUAUCUGCGCGACAAUCCGUCGUAAAACAGGCGAACAACGCGGUCACACAGAAAUAGUCGCUGAAAUCGGAGCCAGAAUGUGGUGGUCCCGCUCGUAAACAUGAUGCCUGCGUGGAGUUCGGGGGGCUUAGCCAGAUAUUUCCAUGAGGGGCUUCUGUUGGUUUAACCCCUCGUCACCCGCGCUGGAGCGCCAUGUUUGUGUAGCAAAGACCCUUGUGCAGGACUCUCCUGUGAGAGAGCAGAGAGGAGUUGACUUUGACCAGGUCUACAGCCACGACAUGAAGCGACCGGGACCCCCCCCCCUCUCACUCUGUGAAAUUAGAGCGCAGUCAACAGUUUCCCAGAGGCCAAAGGUCGCGGUCCAAACUGUCAAACAAGCUCAGGCAGCUAUUUGACUCCGACAAUUUUAGUUUCCUCUCAUGUAGGCGACUGUGAUUGUGAUGACACUGUGUAAUGUAAAACGCAGUAUGUGAUGCCACAAGCACUGUGUAGAAACAAUGUCGAGCAAACACAACUAGAAAGUCAUAAACUGAUUUCAUAAUAGGAAAGCAUUUGAGGACAGAAGUGUAUCUAAAGUGGAGACGGCUAGUUUAGGAGGAAAAGGGUGUCCGGGUUGAGCUCUUUCACCAGGUGGAGGCGCUGAAGUAUCUUGGAUUCCUGGACAAGAGUGAGGGAAGGAUGGAAAUGCAGCAGCGAGGACUCGAAGUGAAAGAAGAGCUGAGCCAGAAGGCAAACCUCUGCAUUGAUCAUGAGCUUUGUUGUGAGCGAAAGUUUGUCCAUCUGAGGCUCCGAGUGGAGGCCGUGGGGCAAACCCACGAUGCCUCCCCCAUAAGACCUAGUGAGAGGGAAGUCUGGGCCUCUUAGCUGUGGCUGCUGCCCCUGCAACACAACCUCGACUUUCCUUACAAUCCUCCUUACAAUACAGUAUAGUUAUUGAUGAUAUAAUGAUAAUAAAUAUGUUAUUAUGAUAUGACAUUGCUCUUCAUUAUCUUGAAUUUAAAUCACAUUUAUGUCAGACAACUCCUCGACUAUUGAGGCGGCAACUUCGUUUCUAACGGAACUGAUCCUUCCAGGAACAGUUGACAAUGAUUUAAAAACGAAAAAGGUUUGUUUCCUGUGAGUAUUUCUUCCAAUGUUGCAACUCCUAGAAGUCUUAGAAACAAUUCUGGAGUUGCUGUCUUGACUGUUACAAUUUUAC